This is a messenger RNA of Fukomys damarensis (Damara mole-rat), 2094 nucleotides long. RefSeq names its product T-box transcription factor 19 (gene Tbx19). Gene Ontology annotation, cellular component: nucleus. Lineage: Eukaryota; Metazoa; Chordata; Mammalia; Rodentia; Bathyergidae. Bases 1 to 1335 code for a protein of 444 amino acids. Gene Ontology annotation, molecular function: RNA polymerase II cis-regulatory region sequence-specific DNA binding; DNA-binding transcription factor activity, RNA polymerase II-specific. The transcript has 10 exons. The record is from RefSeq and is a predicted model, not a curated record. Gene Ontology annotation, biological process: regulation of transcription by RNA polymerase II; heart morphogenesis; mesoderm formation.
AUGAGCGAGCUGGGCACACACAAGGCCAGCGAAGGCACCGAGUCUCGCCUGCUCCAUGUGGUGGAAAGUGAGCUGCAGGCCGGGAGGGAAAAAGGCGACCCCACGGAGAAGCAACUCCAGAUCGCCCUGGAGGAUGCACCCCUGUGGCAGAGAUUCAAGGAAGUCACGAAUGAGAUGAUCGUGACCAAGAAUGGCAGACGGAUGUUCCCCGUCCUGAAAAUUAGUGUCACCGGACUGGACCCCAACGCCAUGUACUCCCUCCUGCUGGACUUCGUCCCUACGGACAGUCACCGCUGGAAGUACGUCAAUGGGGAGUGGGUGCCCGCGGGCAAGCCGGAGGUCUCCAGCCACAGCUGCGUCUACAUCCACCCCGACUCCCCCAACUUUGGGGCCCAUUGGAUGAAGGCUCCCAUCUCCUUCAGCAAAGUGAAGCUGACCAACAAGCUGAACGGAGGUGGGCAGAUAAUGCUGAAUUCUCUGCAUAAAUACGAACCCCAGGUCCACAUAGUGCGCGUGGGAGGGGCCCACCGCAUGGUAAUGAACUGCUCCUUCCCGGAAACCCAGUUCAUAGCCGUGACUGCCUAUCAGAACGAGGAGAUCACAGCUCUCAAAAUCAAGUACAACCCUUUUGCCAAGGCCUUCUUGGAUGCCAAGGAAAGGAACCACCUAAAAGACAUUCCGGAGGCUGUCGCCGAGGGCCAACACGUGGCCUAUUCUCACUUGGGAGGCUGGAUCUUCUCCAACCCGGAUGGUGUGUGCGCAGCGGGAAACAGCAGCUACCAGUACGCAGCUCCUCUGCCCCUGCCUGCGCCCCACACCCACCUCGGCUGCGAGCACUACUCAGGCCUCCGAGGACACCGGCAGGUGCCCUACCCCUCUGCCUAUGUGCACAGGAGCCAUUCUCCCUCAGUGAACUUGAUAGAAAGUUCAAGCAACAACCUGCAAGUGUUCUCAGGACCCGACAGCUGGAAUUCUUUGUCCUCCACUCCUCACGCCAGCAUCCUGUCUGUGCCCCACACCAGUGGACCAAUCAAUCCAGGGCCCAGCCCCUACCCGUGCUUGUGGACCAUCAGCAACGGAGGCGGAGGUCCUGCAGCCUCGGCCGCGGAGGCCCAUGCCGGCGGCGCUGGGGCGUUUCUGCUCGGAAACCCAGCGGUGACUUCGCCCUCGGCCGCGGAGGCCCAUGCCGGCGGCGCUGGGGCGUUUCUGCUCGGAAACCCAGCGGUGACUUCCAUUGCGGUGUCCACCUGGACGGCGGUGGCCUCGCAUCCCUUGCCGGGCUGGGGUGGCCCGGGAGGGGCGGGGCGCCACUCUCCCUCCUCUGUGGACAGCUAGGAAGGAUCCGCGUAGCCCCCUGGCAGAGGACCCUGGAUGUGUGCGGCCUGAGAAACCUGGCAGUCCUCCUGGCGGCAGGCCGAUGUCCCAUCUCCCGCCGCUUUCCUGCGCACUCCCACGUCCACCGGGCUUAGCCCUGCCGCACUUGGGCGAUGAAAACCCAGCGAAUCCCUUCUCGGUCCCCCGCCCCCUUCUUUUUUCUCUGACCGUGGUGUGAAGCUGUACGCUCAGAGUUCACCCCGCAAGGCCACUGCCUCCUGUCUUCUGCGACCCAGCAGAGUGUGUGUGGCCACAGGGCCCGGGAUGGCUUCUGCCCUGGGACCAGGCAGAUGCGAGCGAGUGCGGUGGAUGCGGAGACGCAGCCGGUCCUGUGCUGAGUGGUGUGUGUGGAGCCGAGGGGAUGAGGCCCUCAGAUCUGGUUCCGCCAAGGAGGCUCACCCUUUUCCCAGCCUUGGCUCCCUCUGUCAGCCUGUACUUCCUGUUCCACCCAAAGCAUUUGUGCUCACUGCCCCUUCCCUCUGGACGCCUCCCCCAGGGCCUGGGUCCCUCUCUCCCCAGUUCACCUGUGCGGUUCUACCCACCCCCCAGGGCCCCGUGGAACAGCGCUUCCGUGGUGAAUCACCCGGGCUGGUGAAUCUCCCUUCCCCAGCGCCUGCUCUCCUGCGUAUUUGCCCUGUCACAGAGCUCACCUCCCUCUGUUGCGGGUUUGUGUGAGCCUGGCCUUCCCGUCUUUGUGCCCCGCAGCACCCUGCACCGUGC